Molecule: messenger RNA, 1629 nt
Organism: Chenopodium quinoa (quinoa)
Lineage: Eukaryota; Viridiplantae; Streptophyta; Magnoliopsida; Caryophyllales; Amaranthaceae
Product: probable 2-oxoglutarate-dependent dioxygenase ANS
Exons: 4
Coding region: 147-1202 (351 amino acids)
Source: RefSeq, a predicted model, not a curated record
CGUUUAUUAGGUUUGAUCCAACAAUCUAAAAUGAUAAUUUAGUAAUGACAUUUCUGUAAUUCUUCUUUUAUAUAUAGGCAGCAGCUAAUACAACUAUUACUAUUUUACUAUCAUUACAUAAUAAGUAGUACUAUUGGUUUACAAAAAUGGCAAUGACAAUGGCAGGAGUUGCUCCCUUGACCAAACAAGAACUAGCAUCAAAGUUAGUUCAGGAGAUAGCUAAAAAAGGAGAUGAAAUACCAGAGGACUUUUUCCGCAAAGAUGGUUUCCCUGAAGCCAUUGAUGCCCCUGAUCUGUGGAGAGGUGAUUUGCUCAUUGAUUUUUCCCUCCUCUCGUCGUACUCUGAAACGGAACUCACAAAGCUCCGAUUGGCUCUCUCCAAAUGGGGUUGCUUUCAGGUCAUAAAUCAUGGGAUAGAAGUCUCAUUCCUUGAAGAUUUGUUUGAAGUUUCCAAACAAUUCUUCGCACUUCCCUUAGAGGAGAAACUGAAUUACUCCGCAGUAGACGACAUCGUUCAAGGGUAUGGCACAGAUUCAGCUUAUUCAGGUUCUCAAACACGAAAUUGGAAUGAUAGGCUUUUUCUUUUUCUCCAUCCAAAGGAAAGACUCAGGCUUGAAUGCUGGCCACAGAAGCCAGAGAAAUUCAGGGAAAUGAUAGAGGAGUAUGCAAAAAACAUAUCGACGGUCAAUAAGGUUCUCUGCAAAGCAAUGUCAAGGUCACUUGGCUUACAAGAAAACUGCCUAGAGUUCGGGAAACAUGGACCAGCAAUAGCAAGGUUCAACCUUUAUCCUCGUUGCCCAUGUCCUGAACGUAUUCUGGGAACAAAAGCACACUCAGACCACAUGAUGAUGACGUAUCUCUUGCCAGAGGUAGAAGGUCUCCAAAUCUUGAAUGAUGGUAAAUGGUACAAGGUCCCUCUCAUCCCAGGAGCACUGUUUAUCAACUUCGGCGAGUUAGGAGAGGCUUUUACUAAUGGAGUAUUUAAGAGUGCAGUGCACAGGGUAAGUGCGAAUUCUGCAAAAGAUAGGAUAUCUGUGGUCAUGUUUUUCAACUCGGACAAUGAUGAAGUUGAACCCCUAAGCGAAUUGAUUAGUGCUGACCAGCCCCAACUCUACAGGAAGUUUAACAUGAAAGAAUAUAGGCCAAAAAUCUAUGAGAGUUUUAGUCUAGGCUUAAGAGCACUUGAUGCAUUCAAAGUUUAGUAUCUACUCUUCAUUAGAGUAUAACUCAUUUCCAAUCUAUUUCAUGGGUGCUUCACUUUUUCAGAAGAGUAGCGUAUUCAGCAGAACUUUUCUUCUGAGUUUGAUAAGAAUUGUUCAUUAGUACUCGAUGAUACUUGGACUUGGGUAUUCAAUAUGUUCCUAUAAUUGAGAGUUGCUUACGUAUGAAAAUUUCCCAUUUUCUUGGUCCAAAUAGAAGUGCCAUAUGUUGUUGUACCAAUGUGGAUAUGUGUGAGUAUCCAGGAAACGACAUGGCACUUGAAGUGAAAUGAAGAGUAUGUGUAACAUAGCUUGUGAUUGUAUGCGUCCUCUCCAAAUACUUCCCAAGCCAAGUGUACUCUCUCCAUCCUGAAAUAGAUGUUUUUAUUAUUUUUCAUUUCUACACUUAAUAAAAGUAUUUGUCUAUAUA